AACAGGAACAAGAGACUUGGUCGUUUGUUAAAUUGCGACAUUAACCCGGUGUUGUCAGACACACAGAGAAAAUCUCCGAGCAGAUAAAAGUCAGACAGAGCCGUGUGACCGGGCAGGUCAGCAGGGAGGAGGUUCCCAGCAAGCUCGGUUUUCCCUUCCUGCACAACAAAGUUACACAGACAUCUUGUCAAGGAGAGCACAGUAUGUGGACGCUGCCUCUUCAUUUGGUUUUUCUUGCAUUACACCUACAGGUGACCACAUGCUACCAAUCAUGCACUUUAAAUGGCCUGGUAGCUGAUUGUGCCUCACAGCACCACUACUGGGUUCCUGUUCUGCCUCACAACAUCACCGCCCUCUACUUGGAGAUGAACUACAUCAGUGAGAUCAACAGCACCUCGCUCAGAAGCUACGGCAAGCUGCUGGAAUUAGAUCUUGGAAAGCAGAAUGUUUUGCUUACCAUAAAGAACAAUGCUUUUCUCAGGCAGAGAAAACUGACACGGUUGGUCCUAGGAUUCAAUAAUCAUCUUCAGCUGGAGCCAAGAGCAUUUGCAGGGCUGUUUAAUUUACAGCACCUCUUUUUGGAUUAUUGCAAUUUGAAAGACUCCAUACUGAAAGAAUCCUAUCUGCAGCCACUUUUGUCUUUAGAAAUGCUUGAUCUCUUUGGUAACGAAAUAGUGAGGCUCCAGCCUGGACAAUUCUUCUCAAAACUAACAAAGUUCACACAACUAAACCUUAAACUGAAUCAGAUUGAAAGAUUAUGUGAAGAAGAUCUCGCUGGUUUCUGGGGCAAACAAUUCCAUAUCCUGAACUUGAAUUCCAAUCACUUAAACAGGAUGUUUCGUGGAGAUUUUGACUGGAAAAGGUGUGGAAACCCUUUCAGAAUGAUGGCCUUUAACACUCUUGAUUUGUCCAGCAAUGGGUUCAACUUGAACUCAUCACGUCAAUUUUUCAAAGUAAUAGAGGGGACACCAAUUGCUCAUCUUGUAUUCUCUGGACACCUAGGCAAAGGCUUUUCACAUAACAACUUCCCUGACCCAGAUGAAAGCACAUUCAGUGGCCUCAUGAACAGUGCGGUUAACAUCUUAGAUCUGUCUAAGAAUAGGAUAUUUGCUUUGGAGAGGGCUGUUUUCAAUCUUCUAAAGGAUGCAGUAAUUAUUGAUGUUUCCAACAACAAAAUCAAUCAGAUUAACGCAAAUGCCUUUAAUGGUCUUCAAGGACAUUUACGAAUGCUCAACCUUUCAUUCAACCUCCUAGGAGAAAUAUAUUCUUAUACAUUCACUAAUCUGACAGACCUCAGGGUGUUGGAUUUGUCUUAUAACCACAUCGGUGCAUUAGGAUACCAAACCUUCAGUGGUCUUCCAAAAUUACGUGCAUUAUAUUUGACAGGAAACUCACUGCAAGACCUGGGUUUUCCUGCAUCAUUACCAAACUUAGAGUUUCUUCUUUUGGAUGAUAAUAGGUUGAAAUCAUUAAUCAGCAUCAUUGACUUGGGCAUCAACAGUAUUCACUUUGACGUGAGAAAUAACAGAUUAACAAACUUGGAGGAUGUUUAUGUCAUUUUAUCUCAUUUCAGUCAUCUCCAGAAUUUCUUCUAUGGUGGCAACUUCAUCAAGUGGUGCACCCUAAGAGCGAACAUUUCAGUACCUCAUAAUAAUAGUUUGAAAGUGUUGGAUCUUCAUGACAGCUCCCUGCAGAUCUUGUGGACACAGGGGAAAUGUCUUGACCUGUUUGAUCAUCUCGAGAAUCUACUCGGUCUAAAUUUAAGCUUCAAUUCACUGGGGACUCUUCCACAAGGAAUUUUCAGUGGUCUCAGCUCGAUCAUAGAGAUUGACCUUUCAUUUAAUGCCUUAACCUAUCUGCAGCCAGAUGUCUUCCCAGGCAGUCUGAAAAGACUCAACUUGGAAAGCAACUUCCUAGCAUCACCAGAUCCUAUGACUUUUAAGUCUCUCAGCUUCCUCAGUCUCGCUGCAAAUCGGUUUCAUUGCGAUUGCCAUUUGGAAAGCUUCUUCAAGUGGCUGAAUGUGACAAAUAUCACAUUCCUGAGCCCAGUGGAGGAGUACAGGUGUGAGUUUCCAGCUGCUUUCCAUAACUUUCCUCUGCUGAAUUACUCCACCAUCAUUGAACCGUGUGAGAAAGAUGAUGAAAUGGCUGUUCAAGAUCUUAAGUUUGUCCUCUUCAUCUUAUCUGUCCUUCUUAUAAGCACAGUCAUCCUCUGCGGAAUUAUUUACGCCCGUUUCAGAGGUCAGGUAUUCAUCAUCUACAAAAAGAUUGUCGGUAGAGUUCUCAAGGGCUCAGAACCAACACCACCUAUGGAAGAGAUGAAGUACGACGCCUUCCUCUGCUUUAGCAACAGUGACUACAAGUGGGUGGAAGCCGCUUUGCUGAAAAAGCUGGAUAACCAGUUUUCAGAGGAGAACAUGUUCCGUUGCUGUUUUGAGGCCAGAGACUUUCUACCAGGGGAGGAUCAUCUUUCCAAUAUCAGAGAUGCCAUUUGGGGCAGCAGGAAGACUGUGUGCAUCGUCUCCAAUGAGUUCCUCAAAGAUGGUUGGUGCUUGGAGGCAUUCACCUUGGCCCAGGGCCGGAUGCUAGAGGAACUGACAAAUGUCCUGAUUAUGUUGGUGGUAGGGAAGCUGACUCACUACCAACUGAGGAAGUACGAGACAGUCAGAGCUUUUGUCCAGGGGAGAGACUACCUCAUCUGGCCAGAGGACCCUCAGGACCUGGAGUGGUUUUAUGAACAACUCACCUCACAGAUACUCAAAGACACUAAGGUGAAAAAGCUUGCAGAGGACAAACCUGAGCCUGCCCAGCCUGACAUUCAGUCUCAGAAUGAGGACGGUAUCCAGCUUGAGAACAUCAGAGCAAUUGCCAUGUGAACUCUAACUGUAUAGCCUGCUGAUACCAAUUUCUAUCCUAAUAAUGUCACCAAGAUGCAAGAAAGAUGAGCAAAAAGUUCUCCAUUGCCUUUUGAUUUACCUCAUUUCAAAGCAAAAAAAAAGGAAGAGGAGGUUUUUUUAAUUCUCCAAAACUAGGUACAAGUAAGCACACCAUUAUUUGUAUGUGUAUCUGUUCAACCAACUAAAUUAUCUGUAUCCGUAUCUGUGCUUGGAAUGGGAUUAACCCAAAAGUGGGCCAGACUAACUUGAUGUCUCAAAUUAAAAUGGAUUGAUCAGAAUUGUUCUGUUUAUUAUUUAUUAGAAAACUAUUUAGAGAACAACCUUAGCUUUGGAUCAAUGUUUAUGAUCACAAGACUGUAAGCGAACUGUCUACAGCUAUUUACAAGUUUUUACAAACUUGACUGAAUAACUUCUGAAUAAGUUCUAAAACAUGAAGCAUGUGGUUACUGUUUGAGGAAAACUGUAAUGCAUUUUUAUUUAUCAUCACCACUAGAUGGCGAGUGUGUGCCGUCUUCACUUGCUCUUCACAUCAGUCUUGAGUGAUCAGUGUGAACCCAGCAUGUUGAUUAGAGAAAGUUAAGUGAUCACCACAUCAAAACUGUGUCACAUUCAACAAGGAUUCCUUUUAAUGACACUGUUUCAUCAUAACAGCAACUGCAAAUGACACUGAGUGCUUGGGUUUGUUCAACUGUAGUCUGAGAGUCAAUCUGAGGUCAGCCUUUCCUUUCAUUUGAGCUGUGUGUCUAAAAACAGGAAGCUACUGGGCAGAGGAACGCUUCCGUCCGGUUGGCCCCUCCGCCUGCAUCCUCCCUGCCUUUAUGAGCCAGCUGUUCUGAACAUUACAGCCUGUCUGCAGGCUCCUGCUGCUUAUACACUGUGGACAGUCCAUUAAUCUGUACACAGUGCAAUAUUAACAUCUGUCCAGUAUGCUUUUAUUAUGUGCAUGUGUAUAUUUUAGGAUUUUUACCAGUGUGGGACUUAAACAUGCUGUUAGUAUCCCCAAAAUGUGUGAGUAUUAUUUGAAUGAACUUGUAAAGGAAGAAAGCCCAGAAAGCCUUUGGUGUUUUGACUGAGAAUAUAAUACAUCAAUGAAAUCAUUAAAAAUUAGUGUGAAAUUGU
Scatophagus argus is the source of this 4016-nucleotide messenger RNA. Its product is annotated as toll-like receptor 5. The transcript has 5 exons. Lineage: Eukaryota; Metazoa; Chordata; Actinopteri; Scatophagidae. Gene Ontology annotation, molecular function: protein binding; transmembrane signaling receptor activity. The coding region runs from base 204 to 2876 and encodes 890 amino acids. The record is from RefSeq and is a predicted model, not a curated record. Gene Ontology annotation, cellular component: membrane. Gene Ontology annotation, biological process: toll-like receptor signaling pathway; immune response; inflammatory response.